CCCUCCCAUAGAGUGAGGCAUUCAACGCUGUAUAAAAACAGCAAGACAAGCUAAUGCGGAGACUGACUUAGUAAUAUUUCAAUAUUUCGAUUAGCGUAUACUUUAGCAACCCAUCGUACAGUACUCUAAAUUCUAGGAUAUAACCAGUCGCUUGUGGGCCAGACCACUAGUGGAAAAAAAUGUCAGUAUGCAAAAUUAUCAACAAAGCUGUAUUUUUGGUGUAUUACUUGUUCAUCGCAAGCGUCUGGGCUAAAUCCUGUGGUAGUCCGGGGGAGGUACUGAAUGGGCACUUUGUGUUUGAGGGCGUCUACUUUGGAGAUAAGGCCAGCGUUGUUUGCGAUGAGGGGUACCUGGUGGCAGGCAGGGACUACAGAGUGUGUCUAGACAAGGGCUGGGAUGGACAAAUUCCUGUAUGUGAAGUUGUUAAGUGUCCAGACCCUCCAGAGAUUGCAGAUGGUGAAAUCAGGAACCAGCGUUCAGGAGAUGUGGAGUAUAACACAGUUGUAGUCUACCAGUGUACAAAGGGUUUCUUGAUUGGAAGCAGGGAGCUUGUUUGCACCUUGCAUGGGAACUACAGCAGCUCGCCACCCCAGUGUAAAGAGAUCAGCUGCCAGAACCCAACACUGCCAAAUGGCAGGAAGACGGCAGGAUUUGGCCCAGAUUAUAAAUACAAAGAUGAUGUUAGUUUUGCUUGCAGUGAGGGAUUUGAACUCCUUGGAGAAAACGCUGUUACCUGUGAAGAAAAUAGUGAAUGGCACCCAAAAAUCCCAACAUGCAUUCCCCUUAAAAGGACGUGUGAUGCACCUCCUCCUACCAAAAAGAUUGCUACAUUACAGCCGGGGUACAUUGCAAAGUCGGAAUAUCAACCAGGUGAUCGUGUGUACUACAAUUGCAAACACGGAUUCAGAAAAGAUUUAUCCAAGCGGGACUAUAUCGUGUGUAAAAAAGAUCUGACUUGGACCUCACUCAAAUUGCGCUGCACACCUAAGUCCUGUGGUAGUCCGGGGGAGGUACUGAAUGGGCACUUUGUGUUUGAGGGCGUCCACUUUGGAGAUAAGGCCAGCGUUGUUUGCGAUGAGGGGUACCUGGUGGCAGGCAGGGACUACAGAGUGUGUCUAGACAAGGGCUGGGAUGGACAAAUUCCUGUAUGUGAAGUUGUUAAGUGUCCAGACCCUCCAGAGAUUGCAGAUGGUGAAAUCAGGAACCAGCGUUCAGGAGAUGUGGAGUAUAACACAGUUGUAGUCUACCAGUGUACAAAGGGUUUCUUGAUUGGAAGCAGGGAGCUUGUUUGCACCUUGCAUGGGAACUACAGCAGCUCGCCACCCCAGUGUAAAGAGAUCAGCUGCCAGAACCCAACACUGCCAAAUGGCAGGAAGACGGCAGGAUUUGGCCCAGAUUAUAAAUACAAAGAUGAUGUUAGUUUUGCUUGCAGUGAGGGAUUUGAACUCCUUGGAGAAAACGCUGUUACCUGUGAAGAAAAUAGUGAAUGGCACCCAAAAAUCCCAACAUGCAUUCCCCUUAAAAGGACAUGUGAUGCACCUCCUCCUCCUACCAAAAAGAUUGCUACAUUACAGCCGGGGUACAUUGCAAAGUCAGAAUAUCAACCAGGUGAUCGUGUGUACUACAAUUGCAAACACGGAUUCAGAAAAGAUUUAUCGAAGCGGGACUAUAUCGUGUGUAAAAAAGAUCUGACUUGGACCUCACUCAAAUUGCGCUGCACACAGUGGUGCAGAAAGCCUCCACCUGCCGUCCUGAAUGCAAAGCCACAGAUGUCAAAAAAGGUCUUUCAGGAGGGGGACAGACUGCACUACGAGUGUGAACCAGGGUACACAAGAGACAUCUCCACCCUGGCCUAUGUGACUUGUAACAAUUCCAAAUGGACUGGACCCACGCUGGUUUGCCGCCAUACAGGAUAAAGGCAGUCAUUUACACAGAACUGAAAAUUGCCAAUGUUGGUCUGUAGAACGCUAAAGAACCGAUUUCCUCCGAAUGGAUGACUCAAGCUUCAAGAUUACACAGAAAUAAAAAGCAUGUCCACUGUUUUUCUGCAUGGAAAUAUCAUGUAGAAAUAUAAUCACAUGUUAUUUUACAAAGUACAGAGCAUUCUAUUUUUUUAAGGCUUAAAUGCAUUUAUGGCAAAGAAGAUGUAGAGAAAGACGAUACAAGUUUGACAAUUAACAUUUACAUAACUAAAACUGUAUGCCUGUUUAUAUUUCCUUCUCCAUUAAACAUUUUCAUACUUGCUA
Acipenser ruthenus (sterlet) is the source of this 2246-nucleotide messenger RNA. RefSeq names its product complement receptor type 2-like. The transcript is spliced from 13 exons. The record is from RefSeq and is a predicted model, not a curated record. The coding region runs from base 180 to 1916 and encodes 578 amino acids. Lineage: Eukaryota; Metazoa; Chordata; Actinopteri; Acipenseriformes; Acipenseridae.